This is a messenger RNA of Saxophila tyrrhenica, 1512 nucleotides long. RefSeq lists its product as uncharacterized. Gene Ontology annotation, molecular function: protein binding. NCBI's taxonomy places the organism in Eukaryota, Fungi, Ascomycota, Dothideomycetes, Mycosphaerellales, Extremaceae. The coding region runs from base 1 to 1512 and encodes 503 amino acids. The transcript has 2 exons. The record is from RefSeq and is a predicted model, not a curated record.
AUGUCUCUACUCAACCUCCCUGUCGAGUUGUUGGAGCAAAUCAUUCAGGAGACAAUGCCCGACGAAUACGAACCAUUCAUGCUCAGCUGCAAGACCAUCUACAACACCGGAUUAAAGCUCAUCGACAGACACAACACACUCCAGCGGACAUUCAGCAAGCUCGACUUCAGUUCGGUAUUUAAUCAGAAGGCAGACGGUUCGAUGAAGUUUCUCGGUCAGGUUGCCCAAGAGCCGCUGAUUGUUCGCUACGUCAAAUCAGCUACUACGAGUGCGAAAGGUAAGCUGGUCGACAUCGUAGCUCAGGAUCUGAACGAGCUUUGCCUUCUGCUCCAUGAAGACGGUCAGGCGCUACAGCGGCUUGUAUCGAGCUCGAGCUCUCCGGACAUCCGCGAGAUAUGGGUAUCGUCAUUCUCUACCCAUCCAACGAAUUCGCUGUCGAGAUCGCUCGGAGAUCUAAUUCAGGCUCACAGCUGGCGCGUUAUACUCAUAUCCCUAUUGGAGAACGUAUCGACGCUUGUGCUACCGAGGAAGUGGUUGAACCCUCUGGCAGCACCCGCUUCUAAGCUUCUGAGCAGCAUAGCGUCGAGAGCAUCAAGGACCAGAAUUGGUCCCCUGAGCAGACUGGAGACCCUAGAAUCAUGGUGCCACGAUGAUGAUCGGAUCGCUCUGCAGGACCUGGAAGCGUUUCUAGUCUUACCCAAGUUGCACCAUGUGUUGUGCGCGGGCUACGUAGCAGCUGUGGACGAGCACCUGAACGUCCCCUUCAAUUGGCGUCACCCUGACCUGACCUCAGAACUCUGCAAAAUCGAGCUCGCCUUCUGCUGCAUCAGUGGUACUGAAUUGGACAAGCUGUUGCCGCAUACCCCGAAGCUCCAGAUCUUCAAGCUGGCAUACAAUCGCACUAAUGCGCAUCGUGGCUGGGACGUCAAUGCCAUCGUGCACAGCCUGCAGCAGCACUGCGGUAAGACGUUGACGGAACUAUCUCUCACCAUCGACCAGCUUUCCGGCGGCACCAAAGGCGGACUACACGCCUUCAAGAGCUUCACUGUCCUCGAGGACUUGGAAAUCGACGCACGCUUCCUCCUCGGCCCACCAGUGACAGAGGAACUGAGAUGGAUGACGCCGGUAGAGUACAGGUCGCACUCAACAUACACAGCAUGGAACGUUGCUUCUGUCCCUAAGCUUACUGAGAUGUUACCACCAAGCAUCGAAAGUGUGCGACUGCUUACUGGAUCGGAUCCACAGGAAGUCCGUCUCCUCGAGACUCUGUUCAAGGGGUGGCACUUGAAGCAAUGCCCGCAUUUGCCUGCGCUGGAGAAAGUGGAGGUGGAACAUGGCACGGAGACAGUGGGCUGGGUCCCGAACGUCCCGGAGGACCACGCGCUCAAUCUUGCCAAGUGGAAGCCCGCACAAGAAGCGAUCGAAGCAGCAGGCUGUUGGUAUGACAUGCAUAUGUCGGUGAUGGGGAAGUGGAUCGAGGACAUCCUUUACAGUGAUCGGGCUGGUGCAUGA